UUCUAGCUGGUGAUGCACAAAACGAUCCACUGACACAUCCGGAAUUAUGGCAACGAAAUCAGAACAUCGAUCAACAACGGAAAGUACCUCAAAAGGGGUUAAUGGUGCAGUUGAUGUGCAUACUUUGGAAGUGGAAACAUUCAACGGUUUUGAAGAGAAUGGAAUAUGUCAUGAGUCAACGUCAUCGAUCACUGAUCAAGGUGGUAAUGGAGAUAUGACGAUUGCGAAGACACCAGCAGCUAACGACGGUGAUGUGUCGCCGUCAUCGUUACGGCGGAGUACACGUGCAUGUGCGUUGAAAGCUGCGGAACGCAUCAAGCUAAAGGAAACGCUGACGCCGGUGAUGGAUGGUGUAGCAUCACACAGCGGUGAGGGUUACAUUUCUGGAGCCGAAAAUGAUGAUGAGGAACCACGUGUGAAAAAGAAGCGUUAUGCAGAAGGUCGAACAUUGGACCAAACCGAUUGUAAAUUUGGAAUUAAAGUUGAAAAUGAUGAAGUGCUAUUGAUGAGCGAUGAAUCCGAAUUGUCGAGUUUAAAUGACACAGAAUUCGAACAAGUCAAAAAGGUUUUUGAUCGAGCUCUGCAUCGAGAACAGACAGAUGAGCAAAAGAAGGAGCGCGAAAUGAUGGUUAAAGCUCUAGAAGCUGAGCUAAGAAGAGAGGAGGCAAAACUUUCUAUGCUUAGAAAGCUACGAAUAAGUCAACAGCAUUCCGUGAAACAGAUACAAGAAGCAAAUAUUCGAAAACUGACGGCUAAUGUUGCUCAGAAUGGUAGUGGCCAUGCUUAUAAACCGCCAGUUGCUGCUGUACAAAAUCGAUCUACAUCUAAUAGUCACUCGAAAGCAUCAACUUCAAACACAUCGUCGCGUGCAGUUGCAUCUGCUGCAUCAGCUGCAGCAGCGUUAAUGAAUCUGAAUUUGACACCACAACAGCAGCAGCUAUUACAGAAUGCAGCUAAAAGUGGCUUGCUGAAUACAGCUGCGGCUCAAGCGUUACUGCAACAAGCUCAACAGCAAGCUCAAACUAAUAACGGUCGCUUAACUCAACAUGCGGCAGCUUUAGCAACCGCUGCACUUCUCUCACAACAUCAGCAACAACAACAACAACAUCAACAACACCAUCAUUCACGAAACAGUGCUGCAGCUGCAUUGGCCGCUAAGGAAACCGCUGCUCAAAGAGCUGCUGCAGCUAAACUUGCGCUACGGAGACAGUUGGAGCAACAGUUAUUGCAAAUCCCUCCACCACGACCUCCACCUCCGGAUAUGCAUUUUAUCCCUAAUGGUAAUCAACCAGAUUUUCUAAUGUAUUUGGGUUUAGAUAUCGCUGUUCAAAGGUUGUUAAAGGAUAAAUUAGCUACCAAACGUGUCACAGAGGGGCCUUAUUUAUGCGAAGAAUGUGGUACCGAUUUUACACCGGUUUGGCGUGCCAUCGGAGCAGAUGAGAAUUCACUAAAUCUUUACUGUGACGCAUGUGUGAAAGCAGCGCAAAAGAAGAAGUUGCGUCAGGAGCAUACUGCAUUGCUAAGGAAAGCUUUCAAUAAAGUUAUGGAAAAAGAACAAGAAUUGGAAAAUCAGAUAGCAGAAGGCAAAUUCGAAGCGCCUAUGCCUUCGUCAUCAACACCUCGCUCAUCAACGCCAGCCACACCACCUCUUAACGCAGCUGCUUUGAAAACAGCACCCUCUUCCUCCGGUGCCUCAAUUAAUGCACCAAAAGCUUCUACUUCUUCCGCAAGCCAUCAACAGCAUCAUAACAAACCAGGUUCAUACAAAAGGCCUGCAACAGCGAGCAGUAACACUGCAGCGCAAGCUGCCUCGCAGAAUGCUGCAGCUGCGGCUGCUGCUGCGGCACUUGCUGCAGCAGCAGGUGCAACCGGUACGAGUAAUUUCUUACAGCAGCAGAUGGCAGCAGCAGUAGCACUUCGACAAACAAAUCCUAUGCUUGCAGCUAUGAUGGCGAAUCCCUUGCUCAAUGCACCAAAUAUGUUGCAGCUACAAUGGAAUCCACUAAUGCAGCAGCGUUUACCCAAUUUGGCAAUGGCAGCACUUGCUCAGGCGGUUCAAAAUGCCCAACAAAGCAGUGCAUCCGGAAAUGUUGCAUCGACUGCUGCCGCUGCAGCAGCUGCGACUAGUCCCUUGGCAGCAUUAGCAGCUUCGAUGAAUCCGGCCGCUGCAGCUGCAAUGUUUAGCAGUAGCCCGCAGAUGGUACGACAGUUGCAACAAGCACAGCAAGCGAUGCAAAGGAAUUUCCUGUUAGAAUACGCAAAAAGUCAGUCGAAGAAAUGACGUCGUUAACAAAGAAGGUAAAUAUUCCGUUCUGUUUUCUGUCUGGUGAUAUGAAGUGAUAUAUAUGCAUAUGAUAUGGUAUGUUGUGGCAUGAUAUGGUAGCGGUGAUUUAGUAGGUGCAUAUAUUGUUUUGCACUUGGGAAUCAUUAUGUGUAUGUUAAAUUAUAUUGAUAUUUUUAGGUUACUUCAAGGCUUAAUUAAGUUAAAAAGAGUUACUGAUUGCUGCUGUUUCAAUACCUUAAUCCCAUCUAUCAUUCCUUUCCCUUAUUUAUCCUUUGAUGGUAAAGUUAGCAUAUUGCAUAAAAGUUUGAUGUCAUUAUGG
Messenger RNA from Loa loa (African eye worm), 2603 nucleotides. RefSeq lists its product as hypothetical. Bases 47 to 2281 code for a protein of 744 amino acids. NCBI's taxonomy places the organism in Eukaryota, Metazoa, Nematoda, Chromadorea, Rhabditida, Onchocercidae. The transcript is spliced from 12 exons. Gene Ontology annotation, cellular component: NuRD complex. The record is from RefSeq and is a predicted model, not a curated record. Gene Ontology annotation, biological process: negative regulation of transcription by RNA polymerase II.